This is a messenger RNA of Macadamia integrifolia, 1094 nucleotides long. RefSeq names its product probable 2-oxoglutarate-dependent dioxygenase AOP1. The coding region runs from base 54 to 1007 and encodes 317 amino acids. The transcript has 3 exons. Gene Ontology annotation, molecular function: dioxygenase activity. Lineage: Eukaryota; Viridiplantae; Streptophyta; Magnoliopsida; Proteales; Proteaceae. The record is from RefSeq and is a predicted model, not a curated record.
CAACUUACAGAGAUAUAGCUAAGGAGUUAAAAAGAGAAAGAGAGAGGGAGGAGAUGGGUUUUGAUUCUUGUGAAGGAGAGAUUCAGAUUCCAUAUAUUGAUCUUCCAAAGGAGCUGUUGGGAUCAAAACAAGGGAGUGAAGAAUGGAAGGAGUUGUGUGGAAAAGUGAGAGAAGCAUGUGAAGAGUAUGGAUGCUUUAUGGUUGGGUAUGAUGAGGUCUCUAAAGAGCUACAUGAAGAGAUGUUCAUGGCCAUGAAGGAUUUGUUUGAUCUUCCUGUUGAGACAAAGCAGAAGAACACAAAUCCCCAACCUUACCGUGGGUACAUUGCGAAUUUAGAGUUGGUUCCUCUGUUUGAGAGUCUAGGCAUUGAUAAUGCUCCCAGCCUCGAUGAAACUCAAGCUUUUACACAACUCAUGUGGCCCCAUGGCAAUCCGAUUUUCUGCCGAACUAUGAACAGCAUCAGCAGAAAGAUGCAUGAGUUGGAACUUCUGGUCCGGAGGAUGAUAUUAGAAAGCUAUGGUAUGCCAACAUACUUCGAUGCCCUUGUAGAGCUCACCCACCCUGUCUUUCGUAUGAUGAAAUAUAAGCCACCGCCGGCUAGCGACGAGGCGGGCAUUGGCCUGAUAGCCCACACUGAUAAGAGCUUCCUAACAAUUUUGUGCCAAGAUCAAGUGAAGGGCUUCGAGUUACUCACCAAACAAGGCCAUUGGCUCCAAUGCUCACCCAUGAAAGGCUCUUUCAUUGUCGUCGUCGGCGAGAUGUUCAAGAUGUGGAGCAAUGGGAGAGUUCAUGCAGUGGAACAUAGGGUGGUGAUGAGGGGAGACAAAGAGAGGUAUUCGUUUGCAUUGUUUGGAUCACCAAAGGAUGGGGAAGUGAUUGAGGUGGCCAGUGAGCUGGUGGACGAUGACCACCCUCUUCUCUUCCGAUCCUUCAACUACAGCGAAUUCGUCAACUAUUUCAACUCCAACGUCAGCAGCAAGGCCCUCGAGACCUAUGCUGGUGUUUGAUCCCAUCUAUCGCUCUCUCUCAUGGAUUGUUAUUUCCCAAUUACAUCAAUCCAGUUACUUAUAAUAAUAUCUUUUGUGUUUGACCCA